Molecule: messenger RNA, 2605 nt
Organism: Carassius auratus (goldfish)
Lineage: Eukaryota; Metazoa; Chordata; Actinopteri; Cypriniformes; Cyprinidae
Gene: zfp36l2
Product: zinc finger protein 36, C3H type-like 2
Exons: 2
Coding region: 189-1331 (380 amino acids)
Molecular function (GO): metal ion binding; mRNA binding
Source: RefSeq, a predicted model, not a curated record
CGCAAACUUUGCCCAUGUACGACACUCCCCAAAACCUAUGCGACUAAACUCCAAAGAACUUCAGCGCCUUUCCAACUCCGUUUGAAGAGGCAACCCCCGUCCAGCCGUGGAUUUCUCUGAGUACACAAGGAUCCUUCUCGGUCCGAAAACUUUUUCCCCCUGAGCUGGAACUCACUAUAACCCAGAAAAUGUCUGCUUCGGUGCUGUCUUCCAUAUUUGAUUUCGACGGGGAAAAAGUCCCAAGUUCAAAUGCAAUCUAUCUCCACAAUAUGCUGGAAAAGAGGAAUGUCGGGGUCCCAUUUGCUGCUUCCAAUACCAACAGCAACCGUUCUUUAGGUUAUUUCAGGAGUAACUCAUCAAACCACAUGGACUUCAACAUGAGCAACAGGCUGCAGAUCGGUUUCGAGAGCUCAACACCUGCCUUCAUGAAUAAAGAAAACAAGUACAGAGACCGUGCGUUCAGUGACGCAGGGGAACGCAGUCAACAGCUUCAGGAAAUCCUUCAACAAAAGCCCGGCUCUCAGAUCAACUCAACCCGCUACAAAACUGAACUUUGCAGGCCUUUUGAGGAAAACGGUUCGUGCAAGUACGGGGAAAAGUGUCAGUUCGCUCACGGCUAUCACGAACUGAGAAACUUGUCCCGCCACCCGAAGUACAAGACAGAGCCAUGUCGCACAUUCCACACUAUUGGUUUCUGCCCAUACGGCCCUCGCUGUCACUUCAUUCACAACGCAGAUGAACGCAGAGCUGCUACGGGUAACGCUCAGCCGAGGCUCAGCAGGGAGAUUGGUGUCCUGGAAGAGAAGGAGUCAUCAAACCUGUUCCUGAGACCGAGGGAAAGACCGAAGCUGCACCACAGCCUGAGCUUUUCUGGCUUCUCCAGCUCCUUCAGCAACGAGUCUGCUUUGAUUGACAACCCAACAUCACGUACGCCCCCGCCACCCACCUGCACACUCACUCCCAGCUCACCCUGUCUGAAUGCGUUCACGUUCCCCGAUCAGGAUCUUAAGGCUCUCCUUGCCCCAAUCAUCCCUCAAACCCAUAGUGCUUUUAAUCAUCUGACCAGCAGUGGUUUGUACAGUAACAUCCAGACCAACGCUAGCCCCCCAUCACCACCUUUCAAAAUGAGCCACUUGCCCUCCAUGCAUCCGCUCUCCGAGUCUCCAGUGUUCGAUUCUCCACCAAGCCCGCCGGAUUCCCUCUCCGAUCCCGAAGGGUACCUGAGCGGCUCUUGCUGUUCCUCUGGCACAAUCAGCGGCUCGGAGUCACCCAGUAUGGACGCAAAUAGACGUUUGCCAAUCUUCAGCAGGCUGUCGAUUUCAGAUGAUUGACUUGCUAUUAUUGUUAUAGCCUUUUAUCCAAGUAGUGCCAACAUGAGUUUCAGGUGUUUGUCUCAUGAUUGAGAUCUGAUUAUAUUUCUUCUUUCUCAUUUUUCUUUACCAAAAUGAUGGCUCCAACAGUCUAGAAAAAGGCCUACGUAGAAGUAACUAUCUUGGGAAAACAUUCCAUAAGUUUGGAAGCGGUGCGAGCGCACAAGAACUGGGACUCAUAAGUUUGUCAUGGAAUGUCACUGCAUAUUUUUUUUUUUUUUAAGCUGUGUGGUAUCAUUGCAUUUUGCAUCAUGCUUUGAAAUCUAUUUAACUUAUUUAUUGUCAUGUGAAAGUAUAGCCUUCAAGGAUAAAUUGAGUCCAUAUGGUAUUUAUCAAAUCUAAAGCAAUACACUUGUAUUCCUGUUGAAAUUGUGAUCGCCAAUAUUAAUCUGGAAACUGUUGGGUUCGUCUCACAAUAAUAUAUUUUUGUUAACUCGUUUAUUUUACUGUAAAUAGGUAAAUAAUUUAAGAUUGUAUGCUAUUUAUUUCAAUUUUGUUUACUGUGUGUGUAUAUAUUAAAAAAGUGGGAGCAUCUGAUGAGGUCACGCUGUGAUUUCUUGUGCAGGAGGGAGGGAAGCGUCAGAGGAUCUAUGGGCAUUUGUAGAAUGUAGCCUAUCUUAUGUCUUUAUGGCCUUAACUAACAAACUGGCUUCACACCUACGAAUAUGACUUUUUUUUUUUUUACCAACAUUAACGCCAACCAAAAAAAGUGUCCAUUUGCACACAGUUGCGCAACGAUUGCAGUCUAGUGCCAGACAAUGUAGCCCUCUCCUAUCUAGAGGUUAAUAACUAGCUAAUAUGUGCCUGCUGGGGUUGAAGAUCCCACAUAGUUUAACCUAAUAAAGCAGUUGCUGUGGUGUAUAUCUAAAGCCAAUCGAAUUGAAUGUAGCUCAUAGAUCAAGAUGCCUUUUUUUUUAUGGUGACUGAGAUGCUAUUUCCUUGUUUAUUUUUCUACUUUUAGAACAUUUCAACGCACCAUUCCUAAUGAAAGCUACUCUGCCUUUCAACUGUGCUUCUGUAGACAUGCUGACUGGGGAUAUUAAGUUUUGUAGUUGGUUAAUAACUAUUACUUUAACUUUUUAGAUGAAGUAAAGCAACACUGAAUGUAAUAAACGAACGUCAGCUGUAGCUGGAGUAUGUAUACAAAGUGUGCAGAGAAAACUUGUACUGUAUGUUGUUUAUAUAUAUAUAUACAUAUUCUAUAGAACUUCUAAUAAAGGCAUUUUUGAACAAGA